CAUCUUAGUUGCAGAAUGCUCAAAAAUAUCUGGGUAGAAGCUAUGUUUGCUACCACUGGGGGUGUUGAUCUCACUGAAAUCCGAUAUUCCAAUUACCAUGUGGAACUAUCUUUUUACGAAACUUCUGCUUUUAUAGUACCUGUGAAUAGUACGCCAUACUAUGUAAAAUUAAACCAGGAUCUAUAUCUUCAAGCAGAAAUUCUUCACACUGAUUCCGGCCUGACUUUGUUUGUGGAUACAUGUAUAGCAUCCCCAAAUGCAGAUGAUUUUAUAACCCUUACUUACGAUUUAAUCAGGAAUGGGUGUCCAAAGGAUGACACCUAUAUUACCUAUAACUCACCUUUCCCACAAAAGGCUCGUUUUGGAUUCAAAUCCUUUACCUUCUUAGAGAAACAUGCUUUUGUUUAUUUACAAUGUAAAAUGGUUGUGUGUAAGGCCUUUGACUUUUCUUCAAGAUGUUACAAACAGUGUAUGGAGAGAACUAAAAGAGAUACAAGUACCUAUGAGGAAAAAUUGGAUAUUGUUUUGGGACCAAUUGAACUUCUGAAAGAAGAAGGAAAAGAGGACAGAAAUCUGGCUGUUGUGGAUGUUCAAGGCCCAUAUGAAUACAAUAAGGUAUAUCAACCCAUUGCUGCUUCUAUCGGAGUAUUCAUUGUUGUGGUGGUGGUUUUUGGAGCCUUUCAAUUGAAGAAGAGGAACAAGGGUACAAUAGAGGGGGCUUCUUGCCUAUAGUGUGAAGAACAGAAGAAAUCAUUUCUCCUCUCCCCCUUUACGUCUGAAUUUCCAUCUGUUCUUGUCAGUACAAUAAAACAUUUAAUGGGAGCA
Messenger RNA from Antechinus flavipes (yellow-footed antechinus), 825 nucleotides. Its product is annotated as deleted in malignant brain tumors 1 protein-like. The record is from RefSeq and is a predicted model, not a curated record. Gene Ontology annotation, cellular component: cell surface. The transcript has 3 exons. Bases 16 to 732 code for a protein of 238 amino acids. NCBI's taxonomy places the organism in Eukaryota, Metazoa, Chordata, Mammalia, Dasyuromorphia, Dasyuridae.